GUCCUUUCGCAUUUUCCGUACAAAACCCUUACGAGUUGCCGUAGUCAAAUUCAGUUGACACAUGCCGUGUUUACAGGGACGCAAAUAUUUACCAUUUGAGUUUUAUGUAGUUAUAGAGCUUUAUUACUUUGCCCCAUUCAUCACAUAACGCCUCCUCAUAAAUUGGAAGGAUGGCUGGCCACGCCCCUUCUGUUGCCAUGGAGGCUGUCCUAAAGCCCAGCUGUGAGCUCCCUGAGGACAUGCCGAAAAUCCGAGGUUACGAUUUUAACCAGGGCGUGGAUCUCAAGGCGGUCCUGAAGUCUUAUGUCACCACGGGCUUUCAGGCCAGCAGCUUGGGUCUGGCCAUCCAGGAGAUCAACCGCAUGAUAGAGAAGCGUCUUGAACCAGUGGAGGUAGACGAGGGCGACGAGUCCGGCGACCCUCCCCACAAGGCCGGCUGCACCAUCUUCCUGGGAUACACCUCUAACCUCAUCAGCUCUGGCGUCAGGGAGAGCAUUCGCUAUCUGGCAGAACAUAAAAUGGUGGACGUGAUUGUUACCACAGCGGGAGGCAUUGAGGAGGAUCUGAUCAAGUGUUUGGCUCACACUUACCUGGGAGACUUUAGCCUGCCUGGCAAGGAGCUCCGCCUGAGAGGCAUCAACAGAAUAGGGAAUCUGUUGGUUCCCAAUGAUAACUACUGCAAGUUUGAAGACUGGUUGAUGCCCAUUCUGGACCAGAUGUUGCUGGAGCAGAACACAGAGAGUGUCCGAUGGACGCCCUCUAAAAUGAUCCAUCGACUUGGAAAGGAGAUAAAUAAUCCUGAGUCCGUCUAUUACUGGGCUUACAAGAAUAACAUCCCCGUGUUUAGCCCCGCUCUCACAGACGGCUCUCUGGGCGACAUGAUCUACUUCCACUCGUUCAAGAAGCCCGGUUUGGUUCUAGACAUAGUGGAAGACAUUCGCCGGCUGAAUGGGCUGGCGGUUUUUGCUAAGAGGACAGGAAUGAUCAUCCUGGGUGGAGGACUGGUUAAACAUCACAUAGCCAACGCUAACCUUAUGAGGAACGGAGCCGACCAUGCCGUGUAUGUGAACACGGGUCAGGAGUUCGACGGUUCUGACUCUGGAGCCCGACCCGAUGAGGCCGUAUCCUGGGGGAAAAUCAGAACAGAUGCCAAACCUGUAAAAGUGUACGCAGACGCCUCUCUGGUUUUCCCUCUCAUGGUGGCCGAGACCUUCGCCCUGCACGCCGACAGACUGACCGCUGGAGAGAAGAUGGAUUAAUUCCUUUCUCCCGUUUAGUUUGUUGUUUUUAAACAACAUCCUGUCUUCCUGAUUUAUUUAUUUUUUUGUAAUUGCAGAAACCUUUGUGUUGAUAAAGUUUUCAGUUUAGUCUCUUUUUAAAGUUCUUGAAUGAGUGUGAAGAUUUAAAGAACCAAGGCUGCUCUCUAAUGCUUUCUGUGCUAACAAGUAUUCUCCCCUCUGUUUACGGCACGAGUGUGAUGCGGAUGCAUGUCCCAGACUCGAAGGGUGUGUGUCAAACACCAGAACCUCUUAGAAACCCGUUUUACUGUCGCUGCAGCUCCGCUGUUCCCAUCAGUUCCUAGGCUGCAGCAGACCUUUGCUGUCCCUGGGUGGAGGCGCCGCCUGGGUUUAAUAAAUGAUGAAUAAAC
This is a messenger RNA of Nothobranchius furzeri (turquoise killifish), 1648 nucleotides long. It is a transcript of the gene dhps, whose product is annotated as deoxyhypusine synthase. Gene Ontology annotation, biological process: peptidyl-hypusine biosynthetic process. NCBI's taxonomy places the organism in Eukaryota, Metazoa, Chordata, Actinopteri, Cyprinodontiformes, Nothobranchiidae. Gene Ontology annotation, molecular function: deoxyhypusine synthase activity. The record is from RefSeq and is a predicted model, not a curated record. Gene Ontology annotation, cellular component: cytoplasm.